AUGAGUAGUAUUUAUGGUACAUCCGCUGAAGACGUGAAGAAGCGGCUAAGACCCUUUGGCAUCUUUUUUGAGAAAUCUUUAAAGGAUUUGAUAAAAGGGAUCAGAUCUAACAACGAGACGCCCGAGCAACUCCAAGACUUCUUAAACCAAGCCAUUGUAGAAUGCAGGGAGGAAGUGAAAUCUCCAGAUUUUAACAUGAAGACAAAUGCUGUUUUGAAACUAACAUAUUUGGAGAUGUACGGUUUUGAUAUGGCGUGGGCCAACUUCCACGUUUUGGAGGUUAUGAGCAGUAACAAUUUCCAGCAAAAGAGAGUCGGGUAUUUGGCAGCAUCUCAAAGCUUUUACAAAGAUAGUGAUAUUCUAAUGCUUGCUACCAAUCUUUUGAAGAAAGAUUUGAAAUAUGAUUUAAGCAACGAAACAGUUAAGAUGGGCGUCGCGUUAAGCGGUCUUUCCACAAUAGUAACGCCCGAACUUGCUAGAGAUAUUUGCGAUGAUUUGUUUCUAAUGUUAAACAGUGGUAAGCCAUAUGUUAGAAAAAAAGCGGUGACUGCCCUAUUCAAAGUGUUCUUACAGUAUCCCGAAUCCUUGAGAGACGGCCUCAGCAAAUUUGUUUCAACACUUGAGGAUGAGGAUACUUCGGUUGUCUCUGCUGCCGUGAGUGUUAUCUGUGAGCUAGCGAAACAUAACCCGGGUCCAUUUAUACAGUUUUCUCCUCUUCUAUACGAGAUGCUUAUACAAAUUGACAACAAUUGGAUCAUCAUCAGAUUGUUGAAACUUUUCACCAGUCUCUCGAAAGAAGAACCAAAACUACGGUAUAAGAUCCUACCAAAAGUUUUAGAAUUGAUGGAUAAAACUACUGCCAUUUCUGUGAUUUAUGAAUCGAUCAACUGUAUUGUAAAGGGUCAAAUGCUGGAAGAAGAUGACUAUGAUACCGCACAUCAGUGUUUGAACCAUUUGGAAUCGCUUGUCCAAUCACUUGAUCCAAACUUGAGAUACAUCAGUUGUGUGUUGUUCUAUCAUAUUGGUAAGAUUAACUUCGAAUUCAUUAUGCAAUAUGAUAAAUUGGUGAUAGGCUUGUUGAAAGAUGUGGAUAUAUCGAUCAGAACCAAAGUAUUGGAAUUAUGCUCUGGUAUAGCAUCAACUGACAACAUCAAAAAUUUAGUUAGAAUUCUAAUCAAGCAAUUUGUGGAUGUGGAUACAGUGCAUGUCAAUGAUCAAGGUGUUCAAAUAGACAUUCCUUUAAACUAUAAAGUGAAAGUUGCCAAGACUGUCUUAGAUGUCUGUUGUAUAAAUGAUUACGAGAAUAUCAAUGGUGACUUCGACUGGUACUUGAAAAUAUUGACGGAUCUCUGUAUAGUUUCACAAGAUUUGAAUAAUUUAGAGGUAUCAACUUUGUUAGGUGAUAACUUUAGAAACAUUAUGGUCAAAGUUCCAAGCAUGAGGGAUGCGGCUUUAGAACAAUUAAUCAAAUUGACUACAAACGAUGAUAUUAUCGCCAAGCUUCCUAACCUACUAAAGGAAGGAAUAUGGUGCUUUGGGGAAUAUUCCGAGUUAAUUGAUAACUGUGACACUCUCGUUGGCAUACUCCUAAACAAAGCCAAUAAACUUCCAGACACCGUGAUACAGACAAUGAUUCCUGCAUUAGUGAAAUUAUUCUCAACCUAUGCUAACACAGAGGGUAGAACCAAAUCUGAAAUAUCAGAUCUUCUUUCUACACUAAUCGCAUUCAUGGAACAAAAAUACAGAUCAACGAAUUUUGAUAUACAAGAACGAAGCGUAGAGUUCUAUGAAAUGUUAAAACUCUGUCAAGAUGCUUUGCAAGAUGAAACGGAAGGGUUACCUCUAUUAAUUACCGACGUUUUACCUAGUCUUUUCAAUGAGUAUGAACUUGGCCCAAUGUCACACGGACAACAACAGCAGUUGGUUAAGGCGUUAACACUCGAUUUAGACACUCCAUUUUUAUCUUCUGUUGAACUCGAAGAAUUAAUGAAAAAUGAAGAACUAUAUGAAGAUGAAGCUGCAUAUUAUUCCGACAAGGAGAGCGUUAAAUCUGCUGCAAGCGCUGGAAGUUCUGACGGAUCUGUAACUCAGGAUAUCUCGUCAGAGAAAGACAUUUCAAUGACAGAAGAAGAACUUGCUGCUUUAGAAGAGCGCAGAAGACAAGAGAGGUUGGAUAAUCCGUUUUAUUUGAAUGAUGAUAAAAUUGACCGUGCAGAAACGAAAUUGAUAGAAUUGAGUGAUAACGAUGAUGAGGGUGAAACAAAAACAAUCGAACCCGUCAUCAAAAUUUCGACGAAAAAGAAGAAAUCUAAUAAGUCACCAUCUGUACAAAUUUUGUCAGAUAUUGUAGUGGCUCCACCAUCCACUAUCACAAAGGAGGGGAAGAAGAAAUCAAAUACUUCUGGGCAUUCAGAUGCGAUAACUCUUUCCACAUCGAAUAAAUUCAAAUCUUUUGAUUUUAGUCGAAAGGAUAACAUUGAUUACGACGGUGAAUACACUGUUGAUCAAGAGGAGUUGGAAAAGCUAAAAAAUAAACUUGCAGAACAACACAUUAGUGACAAUUUAACAGCCAUCCAAGAUGACAAAGAAGAAGUCAUAGUUAUUAAAAAGAAAAAGAAGAAGAAAACCAAAGAUGGCAGUAAGAAGGAAAAGACUAAGAAAAAAUAUAAAGAGCCCGCUGAAAAAGCUUCAACUCCAGCAAUUUCUCUAGCUCCAAACGAAUCAUAA
Messenger RNA from Kluyveromyces lactis, 2727 nucleotides. It is a transcript of the gene APL5, whose product is annotated as Apl5p. The coding region runs from base 1 to 2727 and encodes 908 amino acids. The record is from RefSeq and is a predicted model, not a curated record. Gene Ontology annotation, biological process: Golgi to vacuole transport; protein targeting to vacuole. The transcript has a single exon. Gene Ontology annotation, cellular component: AP-3 adaptor complex; endosome membrane; membrane coat. NCBI's taxonomy places the organism in Eukaryota, Fungi, Ascomycota, Saccharomycetes, Saccharomycetales, Saccharomycetaceae.